GGUAUCGGUACCGUUCGACAGUCUCUUUGGGGAUCUUUUUCUCGAGGUCAAGACGUCAACUUCAUAAAACUUGUUGAUACAUGUAUACGACACCAUGGCAUUCCUGUUGAAGAAGUGCUUCCUCGUAAUCCUCCUGGCGCCGUUGUUGUUGGUUUGGGGUAGUGUCAAUGAUGAUAAUGACAAUGUCGUGGAGGUCAACCCCCACGUGGCGCUGGAGGUGAUCUCUCCUGGGAUCAUUCGUGUGUUUCGGAACAACAAUACUGCCUCCAGUCCAACGGCGUCUCAAGCCCUCCAGCAACGCCAAAGUCUUGUCGUGGUGGACCAACCGAAGAAAAAGAUUGAUUUUCACGUCGAUGUGAUUGACGAUAAUACCACCCUCCUUGUGACUACUGAUCUCCUCGUGGUCCAGGCGUCCAUAUUAUCGGGCAAGAUCGAAUUUCGCAAACGCAAGGAUCGUACAGUCUUACUGGCAGAAGACGUCGCCACCUUGGAUUCCAAGCAGAACACGGUCCGUCAGGACUUUUGGCUCUCCUCACCUACGGAAGCUCUUUAUGGAGGAGGUCAGUUUGUCAAUGGCGCUCUGAACUAUCGCUCGGCUCCCAUUCAAUGGGUGCAAACCAAUACGCAAGCCGUCGUCCCCUUUCUACUAUCGAGUCGUCAGUAUGGAAUCCUCUGGGAUUUGUACGGAGAAACCAUGAUGAAUCCACCACAACACCAAAUCCAAAUGACCAACGAUGGAACCAACAACUACACGGGAUCCUUUGUCUCGCCUGCGGAAGGCGACUAUUGGUUCUAUAUCGAAGCAUGUGCCGGUCCCUACCAAAAGUGUCAAACCCGACCCGCACCGGUACAACUCUCAUUGUGGACGAUCAACGACAAUCCUCGCAAGAAGAGAACAAUCGUGUGCGAACACUUUGACUUGUACAAUUUGCCACAUAGUAUUUCCUGCCGUGUCCGCGGAUUGAUCCAGGAUCAACAGUACCACGUCGUGUUGCAGGACCUGGCUGUCUCCGACAAAAAUAUUAUGCCUGCCGUCUACUACACGGCCGUGAAUACCCACAACAAACUAUCUCUGGAAACGCAAGCCACCAAUUUCAUCGACUACUACUUUGUGGCCAAUGGGAACCACCACAGCAGUAAUAAUAGUGAGGAGAAGAAGCAAUCUAUCACAACCACAACAACAACAUUGGAUGGUGUCAUUGCCAAUUAUCGACAACUGACGGGGACGGCUAAACUCUACAGUCGUUGGGUCUAUGGAUUUUGGCAAUGCAAGGAACACUACAAAACACAACAAGAGCUAUUGGAUGCCGCCACCAAAUUUCGACAAUUGAGGAUACCGGUAGAUGCCAUUGUACAGGAUUGGAGGUAUUGGGGCGAUCUGGGAUGGGGCCCUCAUUGGGAUCCCAGAAUCUAUCCCGACCCUCAAGCCAUGAUUCAACAAUUGCACAACAAUAGUAUGCAUUUCAUGGUAUCCGUCUGGUCUCGAUUUGAUACCAACACCAAAUUUUACAAAACCAUGAAUGCGAGUGGUCUCAUUAUUGAGAAUGCCAAUCAGUACAUGGAUGCUUGGAAUCCUCUGGCGCGCAAUCUAUUCUUUCAAUUUUCCAAUCAAGCACACUUUUCCAUUGGUGCCGAUGCCUUGUGGCUCGAUGCCACCGAACCGGAAGGAUCCUUGCAACGACACAAACAGAUCCAUCUUGGCACGGGAGACGAGUACGCCAAUACGUAUUCGUUAAUGGUAUCCAAAUCCAUUCAUGAUGGGCUGCUCGCCCAAGACCCCCACCGCCGAGUCUUUUCCUUGACACGAUCGUCCUUUGCUGGACAACAACGUUAUGGAGCGACACUCUGGUCGGGGGAUACCAGCAGCACGUGGGAUUCUCUGCGACGACAAAUUGCCAUGUCCAUCAACUACCAGCUAUCGGGAAUUCCCUACUGGAGUAUGGACACGGGAGGAUUCUUUCGACCACCAAAUCAAUACACGGAUCCCGAUUACCACCAUCUAUUGACACGGUGGUUUCAGUUUGCCGUCUUUACUCCCGUUUUCCGCGUCCAUGGUUCCCAUUCGAAUACCGAACUCUGGAACUAUGGGAAGGAACUGCAAGACGUGAUUGUCCACACGGCCAUACGAUUCCGGUAUCGGCUACUGGAAUACAUUUACUCGGGAUUUGAUCGCGUCGAACGGGAACACUACACGAUGCAGCGAGGAUUGGUGUUGGAUUUCUGGUACGACGACACUGUACAAUCCAUUCCGGAUCAAUUCAUGUUUGGAGACUCCUUUUUGGUGGCGCCCAUUUACACCCCUGACUCGAGUCGAACUGUCUAUCUUCCCAAGCUAAUGAAGGGGACAUGGCGCUGCUUUUGGUCGGGCAAAGAAUUGAAGGAUGCGCAAACAAUCCACAUUGCCAACAUGACUCGAAAUGGAAUUCCACUGUUUGUCCGGAGUAGCAUUCUGGUUUUGGGACCGGAUGGACGGCAACACGUCAAUGACAUUCUUGACGGAGAGCAAUCGCUCGAAGUCAGGGUAUACGCUGGAACUGAUUCGCAGUUUGUCUUGUUUGAGGAUGAUGGCAUCUCGGGAGAUCCCUACCGGCCAACAACGACAAUCACCUUUCGCUGGCAUGAUGACUCUAGCAUUCUCACCAUUGGCAAAAGGAACGGUACUCCGUUUCCUGGUAUGGCAAAAACGAGGACCAUCCAUGUUGUGCUUGUUCGUCCUGGUGUUGGUGUUGGCAUUGAUCCGUCUCGGCCAGAUGUCAGUCUCGCCUACAAUGGUACCUCUUUCAAGGUGAAGCUCCAACCCACAAAGGAGCCGUUGCUUGCGUUAGAGCUCUCGUAGAACUCGAGUCCUUUGCUGGAAAGCACCACACGACUUGGGAGGUUCAUGGCCAGGUAGUUACACAAUAAAUUUCCCAACGACUUCGACCACGAGGCUUCAGUGAAACGUUUCUGAUGACGUAGGAGCCGGGGCUGUGCUCAGCCCAAGUCUCGCUCUAUCGAUAGACACCUAGCCGAUUUUGUCAGACGGCUAACACGAAACCUGGCUGGGACCACCCCUUCUCUCCUUAACCAUUGUCUUAGUUAUUCCGUCUCUCUCUCUCGAGCCACUAUUCACGGCCACCAGUAGUACUGUGGAAAGAUGCACUCCGCACCGUAGAUGUAGCGAACGCAACUAAUCGACUUCUCUAAUCGGGAGCCGCGAACGAUCCGUCUAGUGCUGAUCUCAGUAAUACUUUCUUGGCCUACACCAUCUUCUCACCAAACACUCGUCAUCUAUGCCAUGCGGAGAACACACGCAAACAAAGGUAUUGAACAUACUAAGGAUAUGAAUUCAUUUCAGUUCUGCUUCACGAUUUUCCUUUUUCGGGGACUGUCUCGUUCUGCUGGUACCAGGUACCACCGGCAGAUACGUGUCUGGGAUCCUAUUAGAGAAGCAGCAGAGAAGCAAGCAGAACAGGUGCAAGAAGAGAAAUUGAAACCGCACUGAUGAAAGCACUGCUGUCAAGCACACCAACAACGUCCUCCUCUGACUUUGCCACAUCAUUGUCUGCCUCCUUCUCAACCAGACCUCCCACAUCAGUAGUUUCAGUAAUGCCUGCCCACAGCAUGCCAUGAUUGAACAGUUCUUCACGACCCUCAUCAGAAAUACCAUGAGCAACGUAGCUGAUUCUUGCCCAAUGCUGACAAUCGAAUAGCGAGACAUGCCUUGUACUUAGACAAAGCACCUUUAUAGUCACCCUUUGCCUUCAGAGCAGAAGGAAUAUUGUGAGAUCAACAGAGGGUUUUGAGCAGGUGAAUUAAUACAUGUAUUGCAUUCCUUGAAUGCUGGAUCUCUGAAGUCUGAAGGGGGAUGAGCAAACUUGCCCAUGGCUCUGUGUUGAAUUUGUUCGAGCGUUUUUGUAAAAUUGUGCGCUAAGCCAAUCUUUUACUUUGGCUGUUUUUCUCUAUUGGAUUUGAUUGGAUUGCAUUGGAUUAGAUUGGAUUGCAUUGAAUUACAGUUUACUAUAUAAAUAACAGUACUAUUUGGAAUCCAAUUCAAUCCAAUCCAAUGCAAUGCAAUGCAAUCUAAUCCAAUUAAAUUUAUCUUCCG
Seminavis robusta is the source of this 4087-nucleotide messenger RNA. The record is from the annotation of a GenBank genome assembly. Lineage: Eukaryota; Bacillariophyta; Bacillariophyceae; Naviculales; Naviculaceae.